Molecule: messenger RNA, 978 nt
Organism: Macaca mulatta (Rhesus monkey)
Lineage: Eukaryota; Metazoa; Chordata; Mammalia; Primates; Cercopithecidae
Gene: MC5R
Product: melanocortin 5 receptor
Biological process (GO): G protein-coupled receptor signaling pathway
Cellular component (GO): membrane
Molecular function (GO): melanocortin receptor activity
Source: RefSeq, marked inferred
AUGAAUUCCUCGUUUCACCUGCAUUUCUUGGAUCUCAACCUGAAUGCCACAGAGGGCAACCUUUCAGGACCCAGUGUCAGAAACAAGUCUUCGCCCUGUGAAAACAUGGGCGUCGCUGUGGAGGUGUUUCUCACUCUGGGUGCCAUCAGCCUCGUGGAGAACAUCUUGGUUAUAGGGGCCAUAGUGAAGAACAAAAACCUGCACUGCCCCAUGUACUUCUUCGUAUGCAGCCUGGCGGUGGCCGACAUGCUGGUGAGCAUGUCCAACGCCUGGGAGACCAUCACCAUCUACCUGCUCAACAACAAGCACCUAGUGAUAGCAGACGCCUUUGUGCGCCACAUUGACAACGUGUUUGACUCCAUGAUCUGCAUUUCCGUGGUGGCGUCCAUGUGCAGCUUGCUGGCCAUUGCGGUGGAUAGGUACGUCACCGUCUUCUAUGCCCUGCGCUACCACCACAUCAUGACGGCGAGGCGCUCGGGGGCCAUCAUCGCCGGCAUCUGGGCUUUCUGCACCGGCUGCGGCAUCGUCUUCAUCCUGUACUCCGAGUCCACCUACGUCAUCCUGUGCCUCAUCUCCAUGUUCUUCACGAUGCUCUUCCUCCUGGUGUGUCUGUACAUACACAUGUUCCUCCUGGCGCGGACUCACGCCAAGCGGAUGGCGGCUCUGCCCGGGGCCAGCUCUGCGCGGCAGAGGACCAGCGUGCAGGGCGCCGUCACCCUCACCAUGCUGCUGGGCGUGUUCAUCGUGUGCUGGGCCCCGUUCUUCCUGCAUCUCAUUUUAAUGCUUUCUUGCCCUCAGAACCUCUACUGCUCUUGCUUCAUGUCUCACUUCAAUAUGUACCUCAUCCUCAUCAUGUGUAACUCCGUGGUGGACCCUCUCAUAUAUGCCUUCCGCAGCCGGGAGAUGCGCAAGACGUUUAAGGAGAUUAUUUGCUGCCGAGGCUUCCGAAUCGCCUGCAGCUGUCCCGGAAGGGAUUAA